This is a messenger RNA of Drosophila hydei, 760 nucleotides long. RefSeq names its product nucleoside-triphosphatase THEP1. The transcript is spliced from 2 exons. The record is from RefSeq and is a predicted model, not a curated record. The coding region runs from base 167 to 754 and encodes 195 amino acids. Gene Ontology annotation, molecular function: ATP hydrolysis activity. Lineage: Eukaryota; Metazoa; Arthropoda; Insecta; Diptera; Drosophilidae.
AGAAUGCUGAUAGACCUCAGGUCAUGUCAUAUGUCAAGAUAAUAUAACUUGUAAGCAGAAAUCUGAUAUUUGUAUGGUCAUUCCAUUCGAGAAACUACACAAAACGUUCUAAGUGUGACAUUUUAAUUUAUCGAUAAAAGCGAUAAUUAUUAAAUCAGUUGAACAUAUGGAAAGCCACAAAAUAACGGCUUUUAUUAUAACUGGACAACCAGGAAUCGGGAAGACAACGUUGGUUCGCAAAAUAUGCAGCAAAUUGAGUGAAUAUUGCACACUGAAGGGAUUUUACACUGAAGAGGUCCGAGUGUCUGGCCAGCGAAUUGGUUUCGAUGUGGUUUCUUUGAGUGGUGCACGUGGAAUUUUAGCAAGGGAGAACCCGGGAGAUAACAUACGUCGGCCCAAGGUGGGCAAAUAUGCUGUUUUCGUCUCGGAUUUGGAGAAUAUGACAUUGCCACUUUUAGAAUUUGCAUCACCUUCGGCUUCACUUCUCACGCCACAACAGCUGAUCAUUAUUGACGAAAUUGGAAAAAUGGAAUUGUUAAGCAAACGCUUUGAAACUGCCAUUAAGAAACUACGUGACCAGAAUCAACCCAUCUUAGCAACAAUACCCUUACAAACACGUCAACCUAUUCCGAUUGUCGAAGAUAUUAGAAAAGCGUCCGAUUCGAUCGUUUUUCAUGUAACCAAAAACAAUCGGGAUACUAUGGUCAAUGAAAUUGUAGGAUAUAUUGUUAAAACGCUGUUUAAAGGAAAGUGACUGCAG